Molecule: messenger RNA, 3565 nt
Organism: Labrus mixtus (cuckoo wrasse)
Lineage: Eukaryota; Metazoa; Chordata; Actinopteri; Labriformes; Labridae
Gene: ddx10
Product: DEAD (Asp-Glu-Ala-Asp) box polypeptide 10
Exons: 2
Coding region: 95-2638 (847 amino acids)
Biological process (GO): rRNA processing
Cellular component (GO): nucleus
Molecular function (GO): ATP binding; RNA helicase activity; nucleic acid binding
Source: RefSeq, a predicted model, not a curated record
CCCCCUCUCUCUUCUCCAUGCUGUUUACGAAUCGGAGACCCGUGUGAACUAACGUGUGUUUGACCCAUCUAUCCUUCUCGUCUCGUGGUUUAUCAUGGAUAAAAAAAGCCCAAACGCCACCAAGAAGAAACCUAAAGCUGCGAAAAUGAAACCGGGCACCGACCCCGUGAAAAACUUCGAGAAAUGGAAGAAAAAGUACAACAAGACGAAAGAUCGAGUGAAGCGAGAGAGAGCCCCGAAGAGGCCGGAGUGGCAGGUCGAACGGGAGUACAUCGCCUCGCUGGUUCGCAGGUACGAAGGCAUCAACGCCAAGGAGGCUGUGAAGUUUUCGGACUUCCCCAUUUCAAAGAAAACCCUGUUGGGUCUGCAGGAGUGUCAGUACAGGCAGCCCACGGAGAUCCAGAGGCAGACGAUCAGCUUCGCGCUGCAGGGGAAAGAUGUCCUCGGCGCGGCGAAAACAGGCUCAGGGAAGACAUUAGCUUUCCUCAUCCCGGUGCUGGAGUGUCUGUACCGACACCAGUGGAGCUCCAUGGACGGGCUCGGUGCUCUCAUCAUAUCGCCCACCAGAGAGCUCGCCUAUCAAACAUUUGAAGUCCUGCGCAAGGUGGGCAAGAACCACGAGUUCUCCGCGGGGCUCGUCAUCGGCGGGAAGGACCUGAAGACCGAGUCGGAGAGGAUUCACCGCACCAACAUCGUCAUCUGCACCCCGGGUCGGCUGCUCCAGCACAUGGACGAGACGGCCACCUUCCACGCCUCCGACCUGCACAUGCUCGUCCUGGACGAGGCGGACCGCAUCCUGGACAUGGGCUUCGCGGACACGCUCAACGCCAUCGUGGAGAACCUGCCGGGGUCGAGGCAGACGCUGCUGUUCUCCGCCACCCAGACCAAGUCGGUGAAAGACCUGGCCCGGCUCAGCCUCAAGGACCCGGCGUACGUGUGGGUCCACGAGAAGGCCAAGUUCAGCACGCCGGCCACGCUCGAGCAGAGCUACAUGGUGUGUGAGCUCCACAAGAAGGUCAACAUGCUCUUCUCGUUCAUCAGGAGCCACCUGAAGAAGAAGGUCAUCGUCUUCUUCGCCUGCUGCAAGGAGGUGCAGUACCUGUUCCGCAUCUUCUGCCGCCUCAGGCCCGGCACGCCCAUCCUGGCGCUGCACGGCAAGCAGCAGCAGAUGAAGAGGGUGGAGGUCUACAAUGAGUUCCUGAAAAAGCAGAACGCGGUGCUCUUUGCCACCGACAUAGCAGCCAGAGGCCUCGACUUCCCCGCCGUCAACUGGGUGCUGCAGUUUGACUGUCCGGAGGAUGCGGACACCUACAUCCACAGGGUGGGGCGGACUGCCAGGUACAAGGAGGGCGGAGAGGCCCUACUGCUGCUGCUGCCCUCUGAGGAGAGGGGCAUGCUGAGCCAGCUGCAGGAGAAGAAGGUCCCCAUCAAUAAGAUCCAGGUGAACUCGGAGAAGAUGCAGAAUGUCCAGCAGAAGCUGGAGGCCUUCCUGGCCCAGGAGAAGGAGCAGAAGGAGAGGGCUCAGAGGUGUUUUGUUUCCUAUCUGCGCUCAGUUUACCUGAUGAAGAACAAAGAGGUGUUCGAUGUCUUCAAACUCCAGCUUCAGGAGUACGCCGCUUCUCUCGGCCUAGCGGUGGCUCCGAGGGUGCGCUUCUUAAGUAAAGCUCAGGAGCAGAGAGCCGAGAAAGGAGGACAGAGAGAAGAGGAGGAGGAGGAGGAGGAGGAGGAGGAGCUGAAGAACUUUAAGGCCCAGCUGAGAGGAAACGCUCCUCAGAAGGACAAGCAGAGUUCAGAGUCUGAAGAUUCAAGUGAGGACGAAGGAAGUGGUGAUGAUGAUCAAAGGUCGCGUCAGUCUAAAACACUUCUUCUGGGAGCCGGUGACAGCAGCGAGGACGAUGAGGAUCUGAGAGACUUUGACUUGCUCACAGUCAAAAGAAAGGACGUGUUCAGUCUGACAGGGGACCAGGAGAGCUCCGAGUCUGACCAGGACUCCAAAAAGGAAAAAGAAAAAGAGACAAAGUUUAAAGAAGCCAAAAGAGCAUUAAAGAGAAACUUCCAAGUCAACACCAAAGUCACAUUCAACGAAGAGGGAGACGCCGUGCAGCUGUGGCCUCCAGCCCAAAGGCAAGUGGCUGUUGCAGAGGAAGACGAGGAGGAAGAGGUUUCAGGUAUCAACGUAGAUAAGGCCAAGGAGAGGCUGAGACGUGAGGACCAGCAGUUUGACAAGCAGGAGUACAGCCGCAAAGUGAAAGCCAAACACAGAGAACAGAGGCUGAAAGCCAAGGCAGCCAGGAGAGAGGCCAACAAGAAGAAGGGAUCGAAAUCUGAUGAAGACGAGGAGGACGAGGUGCUGGCUUACCUGGCCAAUCACAGCGAAGACGAGUUUGAUCCCAGCACCUUGCCCGAUCCUGAUAAACCACACGCAGGGGGGGAGGAGGAGGAGGCAAGGCCAGCUAAACGGCAUCACAGAAGUGAGAGCAGUGAUGAUGAUGAUGAUGAUGAUGAAGAGGAGGAGGGCACAGCGGGGAAGAGGAAGAGAGUGAGGCAGGGAAAUGAUGAGCACAGCGCUCUGGACACCGGGCUCUCUUUGGCUGAAGAUGAAGAGUUAGUGUUGCAUCUGCUCGGAGGACAGGUGUAGAGAAAGGAGGGGUCAGAAGAUUUAAAGACGGUUCAACAUCUUUAUAAAAUAAUCAAUUCAAUAGAUUCAGUAAUUUAGUGUAAAAACAUGGAAGCACAGACUCUGUGUCCCAAUUCAGGACCACAUGCAUAUUCCUCCCAGUUUUGAGUCUGUUUAUACGUCACACUGAAGUGAAAAUAAAUAAAAUAACAGAGACCAAGAGCCUUUCUGAACUUGGAGCACUCACUGAAUUUAGAAUAUCCAUACUUUGUCUGCCUCAAUAUACUGGAUCCAUCUUCUAAAAUAUAAUCCCUGACAUGUUUUCAUCUGAUUUAAAAAGAGGUAAACAGUCUUUACUGUCACUUUAGUGUGAGCCAACAACAUGUCUCACCUGUAGCUUCCUCAGGUUCGCUGGACGUCACAACAAAGUGACAGUGAAGUCAUUUUCAGAGUACCAUUUAAUGAUUUUAUUUUUUUCAUUGUAUGUUCCUGCAAACCGACCGGGACCUGACAACAUAGGACGGCUGUGCUCACGGUCUCCUGUUGGUCAGGUUUACAAUCUCCUUUGUAUUUUUCUUAUUUUAAAAUAUUAAGGACUAAAAAACACCAAACAGAGUCAAAUAAAUCUAUUAUUAUCAAACUCAAAUUGAGUAUCCUGCUUCAUCAGGACUGUGUGUGUGGUUUAAUCAAAAUGUAUUGAAAAUGAUCAAACGUGGUUCAAUCUGUCAUCAAGUUCUGAAUAGUUUGGUUACAGAAAUGUAUGAACAUCGACUUCCUCUUCAAACCAACGAAAAGAACCGAGGAAAAAGGAGAAGAAAUGUGUUUGAUUUCUCUGGAUUCUUUAAAUGUUUAACAUAUAUUCCUCCUCUCUGUUUGUGUAGUGGACUGUCGAGAGCCUCUUGUUUUUUUUGCUUCUCAAUCUCCCUUGAAUUUCAGAAAUAAGCUCCU